AUGGGGCCGGGUGCAGCCGCGCUGCCCGAGGACAUCAUCUGUAAGGUGCACUUGAAGAGCUUCGUGGAGCAGCAGGGCUUGGUGGGCUACGACCCCAACCUGGACGUCCUGCUUGUGACGGAGGGGAAGCUGCGGUCCCUGGCUGAGCUGCAGCAAGCCGUUCUGCAGUGCAUGGCUGGAGGCCAGGGAAGCUGCUGCAGCAUCGUGCACGUGGUGAGCUGCGAGGAGGAAUUCCAGCAGCAGCAGCUGGAUCUGCUCUGGAGGAUUUUGGAUCCAGGAGCCCACACAGCUUCGCAGAAACACCUUGUCUGUGGGCCAGUGAAGGUGACAAACCCCUCGUCGCCCAUUGGGGCAGACCAGUACUUCCAGCUCCGAAAGCGCCAAAUGUACGAAGCCUCUGUGAUGAAGUACGGGGAGCUUGCGCAAGAUGAGGCCUGGACCGAAGUGAUCGAUACCCUCACCGUGGCAGCCAUCAGGUUUGAGAUGCUGACCACUGCCCACCGGAGCCAGCUCACCCUGGACCUGGAGGACAGCAGCAUCUCCACGAAGGGAACCAAGAGCGGUGCCUUUGUGAUGUACAACUGCGCCCGGCUGGCCACGCUCUUCGACACCUACCAGCGGGCUGUGGAGCGGGGCACGUACCCACCUCUGCCACCAGCGUCGGAACUGAACUUCUCCUGCCUGCGGGAGGAGGGCGAAUGGCUCCUGCUCUUCAACUAUCUCCUGCCCUUCCCUGAAGUCCUGCAGCAGGCAGCACAGCUGCCCGCACCCACCAAGGGGGUCCGGAUCACAGCCAACACGGAGAUGGUGUGCAAGUUCCUGAUCCACCUCAGCAUGGAUUUCAGCUCCUACUACAACCGCGUCCAUGUCCUGGGGCGGCACGAGGGAGGAGGCCUGCGGCACCCUGGGGAGUACCGGGGGAGGCAGCACUGGGGACCAGUCACAACACCAGACACCAACCUCGCUCGCCUCGAAGCCGUUUAUUGA
Opisthocomus hoazin is the source of this 987-nucleotide messenger RNA. Lineage: Eukaryota; Metazoa; Chordata; Aves; Opisthocomiformes; Opisthocomidae. The record is from RefSeq and is a predicted model, not a curated record.